Molecule: messenger RNA, 1133 nt
Organism: Folsomia candida
Lineage: Eukaryota; Metazoa; Arthropoda; Collembola; Entomobryomorpha; Isotomidae
Exons: 3
Coding region: 1-939 (312 amino acids)
Source: RefSeq, a predicted model, not a curated record
AUGUUCAAGGAAGCAUUAAUAUCUCGAUACCUUUCAGAAUAUUUAAAUCUCACCUUUUGUAAUCAGGAUUCAAACUUAACGACAAAGUUCGCUGUCUACUUCAAAAUUGAAGAUACUGUAGAAAAACUUGCAAAAGUUGAAGAGAAAUUUAACCUAUUUUACUCAGGCACUCGUUGCAUUACUUACCAAACCAGAGGAUGCAAUUUUUAUGAAAAUUUUCAUGAAUUGGCAACAGAAUUACGAAUAAGAGGAGACUUACGAGUUCUUCCAGUUAAUGAAAAUUCCUUUAUAGUGAAUCAGAUCAAGAGCAUAUUUUUAUCAGAACUGGUAGUCUCGGAAACUAGGAAAAAUGACUUUUCUUUCAUUUUGAAGCGAUAUUCUGAAUCGUUGAAUGAUAUUUCGGGUGAAUUAGUAGACGAUUUGGUUGAUGGAUUGGUUUCUGGAAAAAUAGUCAUUUUUGACCAGCAAGCGAAUUUGUUGGAGCAGUUUUGCAAUGCAGUCGAGCUUAGUUUUGGGAAACGCUUGUAUGAAAUUUCAGACGAAGUUAUUGAAAAUUUUGAAGCGAUUGCCGUAUCGUCAAGUUUGAUCCAACAGCCAUUAAAUUGGAUGCGAGAUUUCGGAAUUUUUCAAAUCCUUCAUAAUCAUCAAAAAUUGAUAGCAAGUUCAAUUUUGAAGGGGCAAAUUGUGGAGGGCAUAUUUUCUCAACCAUUGAUUGUAGAGAGGGGGCUUUUAGGAGUCAAAAUGUCUACUGGAGAAAUCAGGGCUGAAUCAAAACGGAAGAUGAAGUUGGUUAAUUUACUUUGGAUUUUUAGCUUCCCGUGGUUUGGAGGUGUAGUGGGCAUUAUAUUGUUGGUUUUUGAAAUAUUACAUAAAAGGAGGGGACGACCCAUUAGUUUUAGAUCCACGAAUACUACGCAAGGAACGAAAUUCAUGCUUUAGAUUAAAAAAUAUUUAGCACUCCACAUUAUCAUCUCAGAACAACAAUUUGUAAUCAUCAUCAGAUACAAAUUGACGCCAUAUGUAUCCUGUGGAACGCACUUCACACUUAACUAAUGCAUUAAAACAUUGUACAAAGCUUGUCCUUUGAAUUUUGCUUACUAUAUUUAGUGGUGUCCUAGCCCUUAAAUCAGGUU